AUGCCACUAGCUUCCUCUUACUCUUCUCGUCAGGCUAAGCGACGAUCCGUAACCCUCCCCUCUCCACGCCAGCCCGACCCGUGGAAUGACUACUCUGCCGACGAGGGGUCGGCCGAAAAGCACUGGGAGAAUACUUUGCACUCUCUCGAUGAGAGUAAGAGUAAUAUGACCAUCGACCCCGCAGCGACGAUGCAAGAACAGGAGACGGAGAUCCUCCGGCUCACGCGUGAAGUCAUGGACCUGCGUGAAGAUCUCGCGGCCCGCCCGACCGAGGAUGAGGUUUAUGCCAUGCGCAUGGAGUGGGAGACGAGCGAGAAUCUGUUCGCCGAGAGCCAAAAAGACAACGAGCAGAAACACAACACAAUCGAGAACCUCAGGCAAUACGUCAAGGCACUUGAAUCAAAACUUGAGGAGACGCUCGGAGAGGACUGGAAGGAAUAUUGUGUUCUUCCUGACCCUCGUGGGGCCGGGAACACGUGUGGGAACGCUACCCCGCUCCCUAAACCCAAACUGCGCCCUUCAGCGAGUAUUAAACGUGCCUCACGCCACAGUCACACGCGCUCUGUCAGCGUCGCCGAUGCUCGUUCUCUCCGCGAGCUCGAGACAGCAGUGGACAAGACGCCUGCUGGUGCUCUCCGCGCGCUCGAGGGCAUACGCGAACUGGACAGCCGCCCGACGCCAGCCGAGAUCGUUGCUUCAUUCGAGGCCAGUUCACCGCUCAAGGAGGCGCGUAUGGAGCGCUCGUCCAGUUAUCAGAGCAUACGCGAGCCAAAGGACAAGGAGCUGGCGGCGCUAGUUGCUGCUGUCAAGGCUUUGCCCGCGUCGCUGAGUGCGCAGGUUGAGCGCUCUCUGAGUAGGGAGAGUGUGGCAGAGUCACGCCGUGAGGAGGCGCGGCAGGCACUACUCGAGGUUCUGGAUGCUGCUGAGAGUCGGGCUGAGGCGCGCGAGAUUCGCCUCCAAGGCCUUCUGACUGAAGCCAAGACUUGUAGUGGACACAUGGAGUGGUAG
Cutaneotrichosporon cavernicola is the source of this 1008-nucleotide messenger RNA. RefSeq lists its product as uncharacterized. Bases 1 to 1008 code for a protein of 335 amino acids. The transcript is spliced from 7 exons. NCBI's taxonomy places the organism in Eukaryota, Fungi, Basidiomycota, Tremellomycetes, Trichosporonales, Trichosporonaceae. The record is from RefSeq and is a predicted model, not a curated record.